This is a messenger RNA of Seriola aureovittata, 6580 nucleotides long. RefSeq names its product zinc finger protein 644b (gene znf644b). Gene Ontology annotation, cellular component: nucleus. Gene Ontology annotation, molecular function: RNA polymerase II cis-regulatory region sequence-specific DNA binding; DNA-binding transcription factor activity, RNA polymerase II-specific. Bases 418 to 4083 code for a protein of 1221 amino acids. Lineage: Eukaryota; Metazoa; Chordata; Actinopteri; Carangiformes; Carangidae. The transcript is spliced from 8 exons. The record is from RefSeq and is a predicted model, not a curated record. Gene Ontology annotation, biological process: regulation of transcription by RNA polymerase II.
UUAGUGUUACUUUAAUAUUGUAGCUUGGUUACUAUCCUUUGAUGGUCCUAGUGUGUUGUUCUCUCGGGCUCGCGGGGAACCUGGACAAAAGGGGUCGGUGUGCAGUUUGGGUGACGCUCAUUUCUCUACCUCCGCCGUGAACAGUGAAGCCCUCUCCCCUGGACCGGAGUACAACCUACGUGAUUUUAAAGCAAAAUGGCGACAGUCUAACAGAAAGGGAAGAACCAGUGACGAUGUCAACCGCAAUGACAAACUUGUGGACUCCGAUCGUCGUCGUCGCCCUCAGGACUACACACCUAGGCUCCACCCACACAGGUGUUUUAGCUGAGGAGACUUGUCCCCAGGACUGCUUGGGCGCGUUUUAAAGAACCAUGUGAUGGAAUCAGAGCUUCGACACAGACUGAAAGUACUGCUACUAUGUCUGAUCUGAAGCCAGAUGUUCAAGAGGACAAAGACGUGGAAUCAGUGUCUGACAGCCCGGGUCGUACUCAGGAGCCAUUACAGAGUCACACAUUUUCUCUGAAAAACAAUACUGCAGGUCUGUCCUCAGAUGAACACGAAAACCCUUUAAAUGGAACCCAGCCGAAUCCAUUUGUAUACAGCAGUGUCCCCGCUGUUCCCCAUGCAGGCAAUUCAUUGCCUUCAGGAGCACUUGUUAAUGGGCCUGGUUCACACCCCACCUCAGAGGUACACUGUGUCCUGAACAAAGGCUCUGUUUUAUCCAACAAUGUCCUGGAUGCCGCGUGGCAAGUGGAGAAGGACAUGAGCCCCGAGGUGUUACCACCACCUAGUGAGCUUCAAUCAGACGCUUGGAAGAACACAGCGGGGCUCGCUGUAAAAACACUGGCCACACAGCCAGGUGUCAACACGCCACCGUCUCACUCGGAGGAGAAUGAGUCUAAACUGGCCUAUUCCGCACUGUCAGGUGACAGUGCAGAGCAAAUGCACAUUAGCCAACCUCGGACAAAAAAGACAAUAGAAACAGGAUCUGGACACGGCGUUGAAUGGCCAGAAAACUCCUCUGAUGAUUGCGAUGAUGUUGAAGUAAUCAGUUGGGAUUCGGAAAGAGAGAGCUUCCUGCACACUGACAGAAGGCUGGAGACCAGAGUGAUACACCAAAGAGACAGGCGCCACAAUACACAUGUAAAAAGCAUGGCAGGCUCUCUGGAAAAGGUUAACAACAGCUUAAAUCACACACGCAGACGUUGCUGCAGUGGUAAUGAUGUUGAAAACGUUGACAUCGCCGGCAAAGCCGAUUCUUUGGACACACAAUGCGGUAUUAAAUAUUCCGUGGUGCCAUUCAAAGAUCUCCCGGCUUUACACUCCGAGCACCAUAUUAAUAGAGCAGCACAGGAAGGCUGUAAUGAGGAAAAUGACCCUGAAGAUGAAGACAAUUUCAGUCCAAAAGUGGAGCAAUCGACAACGAAGCAACUUGGGCGAGAUCCGUCUUUCUUCUCAUGCACAAUAUGCAAUGUUAAUUUCAAGGAAAAAAGACAUUUCCAUAGACAUAUGAUGUAUCAUUUAGGCAAGCAUAAUCAGGUGAACAGUGAAAAUGUUUCACAGACCUUUAUAUGCAGGGAGUGUGGGCGUCUGUUCUGUGAUAGCAACUCCCUCAUGAGGCACAUCAUUAUUCACCAAGAUAGGCUGGAAAAACUUAUGGAGGAAAUCAAGGGUCUCAAAAACACUGACGUUGAAGACGGAGGCGCCGCAGUGCAGUGCCCUCAGUGUGUGUUUGGUUGUAAAUGCCCCAAAAUCUUUGUCCAGCAUGCCAAAACGCAUGAUAAUCUGAAGCACUAUUACUUCUGUGAGGAGUGUAACUACAUUUCUCUCACACGGCAGGCACUUGAACUACACUUGCAUGUCGCACACCUCGACACACACCAGCCUCAGUGUGGGGAAAUGACUCAUACUAAUGAUGCAGAGGAAGCAGACCAUGUUCAAUUUCAGUGUAAGAUGGGUUUUUUCACCAGCAGAGACAAAGUAACAUUGGAAAGACAUCCUGAGCUGGAGAAUCCGCGAUCACACUCUGGCGAUUAUAGAAAGUUUGCCGACCAGCCCAAAAUUGCUGGGAGUAAAUCUGCCUUUGGAGAAGCAGCCCGUUUCCCCCACUGCUCCGGUGGACAUGAGGACAUUUACGUUCAAAAGUCUGAAGACAAAACCGUCAGUUCCCCUCAGUUCAAGUGCCACGUCGGCUGCACCAAAAACACGCUGUCGCCAUCUCUGUGGAGGAUCGGCAAGCAUGGAAAAUUACUCCUGCAGCCAGAGGAAAAAUUAGAUGUGGCAACUGAUCUCACCUGUGUGGAAGAAGACGGUGAAAAAAAUGACCACGAGGCUUUUGGCAGCUCAAAGCAGGCAAACUGUCCUGCAACGGCUGAUGUUUUACCAUCAGCUAGAAGUCUUAAAUUAGACCAGAUGUUCUGUCAGCGUAGCAAGAACAACCUGGAAACCAGGAGUUUACACGCCAAAACAAACCAAAAUUCUCUAUCAGUGAGAAAAAUGUCAACACCUUUGCAAAACACUAUUGACAACAUGAAUGGUAAUAUAUUGCCAAGGCUUAGCCGGAGGCGUAAGAAACAUUUUGGAGUUGGAGAGCUGGAGAAAGGCUGUGAGGGCGGCCAUAACUUCAGUGAUGACACCAGCAGAGCCACAGGCAGCUUCUUGGAAAGCAGUGAGAGAGAAAGGAACCCGUACGCUCGGAAGUAUUUCAGAAAGAGGCAGAGGUUUUCAGCCAAAGACCAAAGCGCCCAUAAGCUCACAGAUGAAGAUGACGGAGAUGAAGACUGCAGUGACAUAGAGCAACUCAUAAUCAAGGAGGAGUAUAUCGAAACCACAGUGUGUGAUGAUUUCCCAGAGUCGCCUUGUACGUCUAUGAGUGACGGCUUUGUUGUUUCCCCUUCUCAAGUGGUAGAGCACAAGCUCUGUCCGUACUGCCCCGCCAUCUUUGAGUCUGGAGUGGGUCUGUCCAAUCACGUGCGAGGGCACCUUCAUCGCGUGGGCUUGAGCUAUAACGCUCGGCACAUGGUUUCGCCGGAGCAAGUGGCGCUGCGUGAUCAUCAGCCGCGAACCCGCAGAAGGAUCCCCGCCGCCAUGAGGAAAAUGAGAAGAGCUGUUAAGCCAGAAACAAAAGGAGAGCACACAUGUCCCCUGUGCUGGGGUUGGUUUGAUACUAAGACUGGCCUCUCCAACCAUGUGAGGGGACACCUGAAACGAAUAGGCAGAAGUGUUACCAGCACCAGUAAGUCCCCGCUGUGCAUCCUAAAUGAGCUGCUACAGGACAAAAAGGAACAUGGGAACAUACUGCAGAUCCUAAACAAGGACCACUUCCCUCCAGGACCUUCAGUCUCUCAGAAGUUCAUCAGCAGCAGCGGCCUGGUCUUGAUGCGCGCGGCACUACCAGUGACACUCCAGUAUGAAAUGAAGCGUCCACAUGCCAUAGGGGAUAGAUUUGUACCAAAGCAGGAGGCACAGGCCUUCUCAGAGAGGAAUAAGCCACAAGCAGAAGCACAAACAGACCUGAAGGCCUCCUCAAGCACUUUAGUUGAACUGCUAAAGACGAGACGGGAAAGUUCGGCGCUCACAGCGAGAAACAACCGCGACGCCCAUGCAGCCAGGAAGCUCUGUGUUAUGACCAAAGAUUACAAGGAGGAGACACAGAUGACAGGUGUGGAGCCCGCCUGGACUCACGGGGAAUGUGAUUCAAGUGAGAUUUGUAUUGAGUGUAACAGCAACUUCCCCACUGCUGUCAGUCUGUCUGGUCAUCUUCAGGCCUAUGCAUGCAGGAAGAGGAUUGCUGUAUUUGAAGAACCGGGCUAUGAUUAUAAGCAGAAGAAGCCGAGACCAAGGCCUGGGCUGAAAAAGAAGAUUUUACCCUCCUUGAACUCUCAGAUUUACACACUCACCUGCAGAUUCUGUGACCUGGUCUUCCAGGGUCCCCUGUCCAUCCAGGAGGACUGGAUCAAGCAUUUACAGAGGCACCUUCUGCACACUGACGUGCCCCACUCAGGAACAGGGAUGGUGGAGGUUUUGGGUCUUCGACACAAAAUACAAAUAAGCAUGACUCAAGAGCACCCAGGCACUGUGUAGAGUUGCACCGGCCUGGAAUGUGAAAUCUGAAUUUGCACAAUAUUUAAUACCACUCAUUAUUUUAAAGUAAUCUGCGACUGCUGAUAGAAGUAUAUAAUAGUUAAUUCAGAAUACUUUAAAAUCUUAUAUAUAAAUAAUACUGUAUAUAUAAGCAAUAACUUUAUUAUAGGAUAUUACAAUGCUAUGCUUUGCCUUAUCCACUUAGUUAAUACAACUUUUAAGAUUUAUCUUUUAGGAUCUAUCUAUCUAGUUUAAUUUGAACAUAACCGUGGCAAAAGAUAAACAUAUUUCUCCAACUCAAGCUGGUCUGCAUUGUUUGUCAUGAUAAGAAAAAAGUGCCUUGUUAUUAUGACAAACUAGUUUGUAAAAAUGAGAAAAGAUUACAAUUAUAAAAUGAAAAAAAAUAUCCAAAUAUCUGACUUUCUAUGCCAAUAACUGAAAAAAAAUCUCAAUAUCUUACUUUUUAUAAGAAACUUUUUGCCAUAAGAGGAAUAUUGCCACUGCUAUAUUGAAUGACGGUCAUGUCUCACUUUCUCUUAGAGCCAACAUAAAAUAAAUAGUGUGCUCUUUUUAAGCAGUGUACAAGGGGCUGUCAUUAGUUUGCGGAUGCUUUGUAGGAUCACACCUCUCUGUGCCUGUAGCAGAGAGUCCUCUUAAUCAAAGUGACAUUCAACAUGCUGCAUUAUGUUGAGACAACUUGCUCCGUCAUUGUUUAUUCUGCUGCUCAACCUUCAACCAUCACUGCAAUUUCUGAAACCUGGCCCUCGUCGCGGCUGCGAUAUCGGCGUCUUUUUUCGUGAUCUGGUUAUCACGAGAAAGAUUUUACAGUUAUAAUGAUAUAUUGUUAUUUUUUUUCCCCUCAUUGUUGCAGCUCUGUAUGUCUGAAGGCUUCGGUUCUCACGUGAGGAAGGAUGUCUUGUAAUUAGUGACAUAUUUGCACUGAACAUAUACAGAACAUGCCCCGUAACCUGUCCUCCAAACUUUAACACAAUUCCUCACAACUUGGUGCUUAUUUUGCCGCUUAGCAGAGACAGUUUGAUACUUUCAGACAGGAGAACGGGCUAUGCAAUGCACAAAGAUGGCAUAUCAGUUUGAACUGGUGCACUUAAAUUCUAAUUUUUCUAUUUUUUCUUCUUCUUUUUUUUUUACAUUUUCACUGUUCAACUAAUCAAGCAGGGAAGAAGACAUUCUUUUUUUCCUGUGUGUACAUUGUAUAUAUCAGCUACAGUUUGUCCUCCUUAGCGCACCCACUGUAUGUGGUUGAGUCAGCUGAACGCAUUAUCAAAAAAAUUCACCCCACACUUCAAAGAGUUUGAUUAAUCCAUAUAGAAAGAGAAAAUCAUUAUUAUACAUUCAGUUGUCAGUUGUGCGGUCUAACCCAACAGCCCUGCAGAAAGCCCUGCUUCAUGGAGGUUAAAAUGUUCAGCUUGAGUCGAGUCGAGUCGUGUAUUUUGCGGUACCGUUGAACUGCAUGUGUUAUGUUGACAGGUGUUCCUAUUAUUUUGCCCACUCUAUACAAAUCAAUAAGCGAGGGGCCAAACAACAGGCACACCUCUCUGUAUAAUGCGAUUAAAUUCAACAGCAGCACAAAUUACAGCCUCCAAAAUGAUCACAUUAUCGAGUCAACACAAUUCGAACUCAACACUAUAACCUUCAUGGAGGAGGAUUUUCUGAAGGACUGUUGGCUUCGACUGCAUUUGUUUUUAGCUAGGUGUUCCUGAUAAACUGAGUGUAUUGAACGAAUGUAAAUGUAUAUAUUGCUCCCCAGUUUUUCACAUUUCACACUGUAAAACUUUAACUAAAUUAAAGAAAUAUUUACCCUGGUUGUAUGACCAGAUGUCAUAAAAGAUUAGGCAUUUUAUGUAUUUAUUUAUCUAUCUAUUUUUCCUUGAAAUAUUCAACUUGUUACACUUGAGAGUUUAAAAUUGUAGCACUCCGAAAUAUACAGUAAUACCCUGAUUUGUAUUAUUAGCGUACAAGUUAUCAAAUUAUGUAAUAAUUUCUAUAUAAUAUAUAUCUUCUCUACUGAGCUUCGAUUGUUUUUAGAUUUCAAGUUUAACUUAGAAAUCAGUGGCAUUAAUAAACAACAUGCAUGAUACAAAGCGUCACUACUAUAAAUUUAGUGAAUUAUACUUAAUCAGCCAAACAUACAAAAUCAAAGUCAGUGUUGCUGAGUUAAAUGAACAAUGGGAUGUUGAUGUUAGUAGUAACUCAUGGGAACUGGUUGGUAAUAAUAGUUUUUGGUGAAGUGGACAAAAGGUUUGACAAGUGUGUGAAACAGUUCGGCAAAGUGUCUGAUGAAGACUUUGGAUGUACAGUUGAAGCCUGAUAGUCAUGGCGAUUGAUCGGUGGAAACAAAUGGACACAUUUUUUUGUUUUAUGUGGAGCUCAAAAGCAAAAACACAAGAAGGUUAAAACUGAAUCUUUCUGCAGCUUUACACAGAAACAAGAAAAUACUAUGGAUCACACUAAAAUUAAAGUGUAACAUCUGCAAUGA